AAAGUCAAUUCCCUCAAAGCUGAACUCGAAGCAGCCAAUGCUCGUGCUGAUGCGGCAGAACAAGAACUUAAAAAAUUUAAUGAAGACCAAUCCUCCAAAGAAAUUGAACAUUCUAAUCUUCUGAAAAAAGUCUCAUCACUCGAAAAUGAUUUAGAUGAGACCGAGAAGAAUUUGAAAGAGACUACGGAAAAACUUCGUCAGAGUGAACUUAAAUGUGAAAAUCUUGAACGUAAAGUCGCACAACUUGAAAGUGAAGUUGCAGAUAAAGAAAAGAAAAAUGAGGAAUUAAUCGAAGAACGUAACAAACUCAAAGCAGAAUAUGAAAGUGUCAUUGAUUCUAUCAGUGAAUUACAAUCAUCUGCAUUUUUUACUUUUUCUCAACAAAAAACAUCAAAUAACCGUAAUUCUUCCGUUUCUCCUUUUGAAAAAAGUGGUAGAAAUCGCAUUGGUUCAACAAAUACAACAGAUGAUACUGAAGGAAUUGACUCAUUCCUUCUAAAUUAUGCAAAGAAACAAAAAAAUGUUAGCGAAACAGCAAAUGUAGAAGAAUCUAAUAAUACUGAUCUGAGUUCUUCGUCUUCUAAUCUUUUAUUGUCGAAUUUUACAAAUUCUACGAAUUCCGAUAUUACACCAAAAACUUCUGGUUCUGACGUAGCAAAACUUUUAUCGGAUUUUUUGGUACCAUCUGAAGAACUUUAUCAUAUUCACAUUCGUGCUUCUUAUAAUAAUACUAUAGUUACAUUAACAAAUUCUCGUAAAGAUGUAUUAAUUAAUUCUUCUGGUGGACUUGUUGGUUUUAAAAAAGCUCAACGGGGUGGUUAUGAGGCUGCUCAUCAAGCUGCUGCUGCUUUGGUCGAAAAAGUUAAACAAAAGGGAAUUAAAAUUAAGAAUGUAGAAGUUUUGAUAAAAGGAUUCGGUCCUGGAAGGGAUGCAGCUUUUAAAGCUAUUGCUUCACCAGAGAAUCCUUGGACUGUUAAAAGAAUUACAGAUUCUACACCAUUACCAUUUGGUGGGUGUAGGCCAAGGAAAGUUAGAAGAUUGUGA
Messenger RNA from Scutellospora calospora, 1044 nucleotides. Lineage: Eukaryota; Fungi; Glomeromycota; Glomeromycetes; Diversisporales; Gigasporaceae. The record is from the annotation of a GenBank genome assembly.